Messenger RNA from Penicillium alfredii, 864 nucleotides. Its product is annotated as kinase-like protein. The transcript is spliced from 2 exons. Gene Ontology annotation, molecular function: ATP binding; protein serine/threonine kinase activity. The record is from RefSeq and is a predicted model, not a curated record. NCBI's taxonomy places the organism in Eukaryota, Fungi, Ascomycota, Eurotiomycetes, Eurotiales, Aspergillaceae. The coding region runs from base 1 to 864 and encodes 287 amino acids. Gene Ontology annotation, cellular component: cytoplasm; nucleus. Gene Ontology annotation, biological process: mitotic DNA damage checkpoint signaling; protein phosphorylation.
AUGCGGUACUCGAUUAGGAGGGAACAGGUAGCCAUCAAGCGAUCCAAGGGGGCGGAUGGUGUUGAAACUGCGUUUCUAGCACGGGAGAUCCGGAGCCCGCAUGUCAUCCAAAUUCGGGAGUAUUUCUUUUUGCCAGACUCCAGAGGCUCUGGGGAAUCGUUCCAAGUGAUGCCUCAAGUGAGAGCAGAGCUACAAAAAUUAUUGGACAUGGGGUACAGGUUCAACCUCAAUACGGCGUAUUGGGAGAUCUUGAGAGGACUCCGAGACAUUCAUGCUGCGGGUAUAGUUCAUCGUGAUUUGAAACCUGGGAAUGUGAUGGUCACCAAUGACGGGCAUAUGCAAAUCAUCGAUUUUGAUCGGGCCAUCAAGGUUGGGCGUAUUAAUCAAGUCACCUAUACGGGCACGCCUGGCUAUGUCGCUCCCAGUAAGAUUCUUGCUCCGUCAUUGAUUCCCCUCUGGCCUUGUGUUAACGGCAUACGUGACUCGUCAGAGCCCAUCAGGUUACUUCCUCAAUAUGAUGAUUGGAAAGCAGAGGUCUUUUCUGCGGGGAUGACAUAUCUGGCGAUGGCGGAACCAGAGCGCAUGAACCGAGACUCUUAUCUCCAGAAACUGUGGAAAGUCCUGAUUCAGGUGCGACAGACGAGAUCGGGGGAAUUCUUGAUCGACGAGGAGCAGACGAAUUCAGGACGACUCCUGGUAGACUUGGACCGACACACUGUCUACCAGAUUCUGACCAAGGCGUUGGGAGACCGAUGGAAUCCCCCAAUGCGGCAACUUCUUUCCCAAGUUCUCUGCGGAGAGGAUCAGCGUUUGACACUAGAGUUCUAUCGACAAUUCUGUCGGUACUCUGGUUUGGCGGUCUAA